This is a messenger RNA of Hyla sarda, 1938 nucleotides long. RefSeq names its product haloacid dehalogenase like hydrolase domain containing 3 (gene HDHD3). The transcript is spliced from 2 exons. The record is from RefSeq and is a predicted model, not a curated record. Lineage: Eukaryota; Metazoa; Chordata; Amphibia; Anura; Hylidae. The coding region runs from base 826 to 1536 and encodes 236 amino acids.
GACAGUCAGCUGGACACCCAGCCCUGUUUCCAAACAGGGCUCGGUUUCCUGUUGUCAGUCAAGCUGGAAAGAAAGGGGGAACAAGAAGUUGUUCCAGCUAACAGUACUUCAGGGGUUUGGGAACGUCUGUCUGACACUUUUUUAUGUUAUGGAAGCAGAUGUUGUCUAUUGUUAAGCAGGUCAGGUUAGGGAGAGGUCGGCUGUAGAGUCUUCCAAUUAGAUAAAAGGGGGAUUCCAGGAUUUGUUUUUAUUUGACUAUGCUACAGGGGCUGUAAAGUUAGUUAGGUUCGUAAUCUAGUGUCUGUACCUGUGUUUGAUGGCUGGUCUUACAAUUCUUAUGUGUUCUUUCCCCAGGAUGUUUAUUUUUAGCAGCAUAAAAAAUGAAUGUUGUCUCAGGCCUUUCCCAGGUUGCAGGUCGGCCCGAGACAAUGCAUCACCAGUCAGGUGAUGACAAGGAGCCUGUCUGCUUUAAUGGGUGGAGCUGCUUGGGAGGGAGAUCAUUCCACAGGGCUGCAGGGAAUUGUAGUUUCAAGCACAGCAUGGAAGGGAGCUCAGGUGUGCUUCAAUGGGUGGGGUGACUGAUGUGCGGGAGGGAGAUAAGUCAUUUCCUACCUAGAAACAAGGGAUCCUGGGGAUUGUUGUUGGAGGGAGGGCACAGAAACAGGAAAUAGCCAGUUCAGAAGCCAGCAGCGUGAUGGGGGACACAGGACACGACCAUUUACCAUCAACACAAGCACAGAUCCUUGGUACGCAUGUCCAUUACUGGAUGACAGAUCUGCUGUCUCUGGACCCAAGUUUCAUAUGUGACUGACAGGAAGCCCCAAGAUGAAACUCCGUCUUCUAACCUGGGACGUGAAGGACACUCUUCUCCGUCUGCGUCUUCCCGUCGGCCAACAAUACCAGGCGGAGGCCAAGAGCAGAGGUCUUCAGGUGGACUCGGCCAGUCUGGAGUCUUCCUUUCGGCAGGUUUACCGUAACCAGUGUCGUAUGUUCCCCAACUAUGGCCUCGGCCAAGGCAUGACGUCCCACCGGUGGUGGCUGGAUGUGGUGUCUCAGACGUUCCGCCUCUCCGGCGUCCAGAACGAGAAGAUCCUCCAACCCUUGGCUGAGAAACUCUACCAAGACUUCCGCACCGACGUUUACUGGGAGGUUCUGCCCGGCGCCAGAGAGGCCCUGAAAGGAUGCGGUGAACUGGGACUCAAGAUGGCCGUGAUCUCUAACUUUGACCGUAGAUUGGAGGACAUCCUCAGGAACGUUGGCUUAGACGGCCAUUUUGAUUUUGUGCUGACCUCCGAGAGCAGCGGUGUAGCGAAACCAGAUUUAGCCAUUUUUCACAAGGCCCUCAAACUAGGGGGCGUGAUACCGCAGCACGCCGCUCACAUCGGGGAUGACUACAUCAACGAUUAUAAGGCGGCGAGACAAGUCGGGAUGUUCAGCUUCCUCCUCCAGAGACAUCUCCGAGAGGACGUCCCCUCAGAUCACGUGAUCCAGUCACUAGAUCAGCUGAUCCCCAAACUACGAGGGCUCAUGAAGUAACGGGGAAAUCGUUAUUCACGUCAUCUUGAAGGGGUUCUCCACCUGUAGACAGUUCAAUGGUUGCUAGGGACGCGCUGCUUGACAACCCCUUUAAAGGGGUACUCCUGUGGAAACCUUUAUUUUUUUUAUUUUUAUUUUUUUUAAAUCAUCUGGAGCCAGAAAGUUAAACAGAUUUGUAAAUUACUUCUAUUAAAAAAAAUCUUAAUCCUUCCAGUACUUUUUAGGGGCUGUAUACUACAGAAGAAAUGCUUUUCUUUUUGGAUUUCUCUUCUGUCACGACCUCAGUGCUCUCUGCUGACACCUCUGUCCAUUUUAGGAACUGUCCAGAACAGGAGAAAAUCCCCAUAGCAAACCUAUGCUGCUCUAGACAGUUCCUAAAAUGGACAGCAGAGGUCAGCAGAG